Messenger RNA from Magallana angulata, 1217 nucleotides. Its product is annotated as cysteine and tyrosine-rich protein 1-like. The transcript is spliced from 4 exons. NCBI's taxonomy places the organism in Eukaryota, Metazoa, Mollusca, Bivalvia, Ostreida, Ostreidae. Bases 225 to 812 code for a protein of 195 amino acids. The record is from RefSeq and is a predicted model, not a curated record.
UAUCACCAAUAUGCAACUGAUAAAUAAUACUUGUAAAUUAAUGAAGAUAUUUAUAACUAUUGCAGACGUAAUAAUUUAUACUUAGAUAUAUGACAUAUGUGACUUGAUUUCUAGCAAUAUCCGUGAAUUGUUUACAUGGCUACUAGUAAGCGUGUAGUGACCACUAGGAAGAGCGUUAAAUUGGUUGUUAAAUAAAAACGAGAUUCACCACGGACUGUCUAAAGAUGUCAAUACCAGUCUUAAAGUACUUAGGAUUCUACUGGAAUUUGUUAACACUUCUUCAAGGCUGUUAUGGUGCCUAUAGCUACUACAGAUCCUAUAGCUACUACAGAUCCUAUAACUCCUACAGAUCCUACUAUUAUUACUACUCCUCAGGAACCUCGUCCUACGGAAGCAUCAUUGGUGGUGUGAUCUCGGGGCUCAUUUUCCUCGGUGUAAUGGCGUUCUGCGUCGUAUUCUGCAUCUGUAGAAGAAAACAAAGGGGGACAAAUAAUAGUUCCAUUUUCGGCGUAAGAUUCCUGAACUCCAGAGCAACAAAUCAAGGGGCCAUCAUUACGGCAAACGCCACCCCUGGGAUUUAUCCUCCUCAGUACACAAGCCAGGCUUCCAACCUAGCACCGGGACAGACGCUGGAUCCGCCAGCUAAUGCACCUUAUCCUUCACACAACGGUUCCUUCACGCCCCAGCCGCCUCCCUACGGCGAGCCGGCGCCAUCAUAUGAUUCCAUGUUUGGACCACCAGGAAACAAGGCCCCUCCCUACCCAACGUCGCAAAAUGAGCCUAACUUUGUUCCUCCGCCAGCCAAAAACUGAGCCAUUGUGACGCAUAUGUGACUGAUGUAUAUUGUUACGAACGUUCUAGAAUGUACUGUGAUGAAAUAUUUGGAACCUGUUUUUUUUUAUCAAUGGUUAUUUUGAAAUUCAGUUUAAUUUUCGCACCUUUUAGACUGGGAAAUGUUUUUUAUAUAUAUAUAUGUGUAGGUAGAGCGUAAUAGAACACAUUAUUAGACCCAUCUUAAGAGUUCCAAAAGUCUUAAAUACUAUUAAACUGAAUUAUUAAAUGGAGAGAGAGAGAGAGAGAGAGAGAGAGAGAGAGAGAGUUUAUUUUAACAGGCAUCUUUUAAAAAAACAAUCUCCAAUUGCAUGAAAAAUAAACUUUCGCCAAACUUCAAAUUCCUAAUCUCUGUGUGUGUAUGUUUGGGGUGGGAUGGGGUUCAG